CGACCUCAGUCCAGGAGCCACCAUGUCUGAAAACAUCAAGUCCAAGAUCCAAAACUACCGCACAGCGCCAUUUGACAGCCGCUUCCCCAACCAGAACCAGACUCGCUACUGCUGGCAGAACUACCUGGAUUUUCACCGUUGUGAGAAGGCCAUGAACGAUAGAGGCGGUGAUGCAUCUGUCUGUGAGUGGUACAAGCAUGUCUACAAGUCCCUCUGUCCUGCGUCCUGGAUGAAUUCUUGGGAUGAUCGCAUUGCAGAAGAUACCUUCCCUGGGAAGAUCUGAGCCACUUUCUCUUCCUCCCUCAUCCCCACCCUGAUGCCUGGGGCUGGAUCCCUUCUU
This is a messenger RNA of Dromiciops gliroides (monito del monte), 340 nucleotides long. Its product is annotated as cytochrome c oxidase subunit 6B1-like. The transcript has a single exon. Gene Ontology annotation, cellular component: respiratory chain complex IV; mitochondrion. Lineage: Eukaryota; Metazoa; Chordata; Mammalia; Microbiotheria; Microbiotheriidae. Bases 23 to 283 code for a protein of 86 amino acids. The record is from RefSeq and is a predicted model, not a curated record.